GUAUAAGCGGCGGUCGAGUUCCACAUAGCAGGAGUCGACACCUGAAGACGGUGUCUGGCAGUGUUUUCUCCGGAUUCACUCAAGCAGCUCAGAAGAAGCAUGUGGAGGCCAGUGUGUUUGCUGCUGCUGCCCCUGGUAUGUGGGGCAACACAAGGGGAGCCAGACUUUUUGGGGAAACUUCUAGUGGUGCCUAUGGAUGGGAGCCACUGGGUGGGCAUCAAGGCCAUCGCACAGGAGCUGGGUCGCCGUGGGCACCAGGUCACGGUGGUGAUACCUGAGGUCAGCAUGCGCAUGGGCCCUGGGGACCACUACCAGACGCUGAUAUUCCCCGUCCCCUACGACGCGAGCUUUUUAGACUCCGUGAUGUCAACUCACAAGACCAUCAUGCAUAAGUCGUCUGACCCUCUGUUGGAGAAGGUCAGUGCUCGGUUUUCCCAGAUCCAGAAGAUCGCAAACCUCCUCCACGUCACAGCAGAGAGCCUCCUCUACAACAGCAGCCUCAUCUCUCACCUGGCCCUGCAGGAGUUUGAUGCCGUCCUGACUGACCCCAUGGUGCCAACCGGGUCACUAGUCGCCCGGAAAUUAGGUCUCCCCACGGUGAAUUUGCUGAGAGGUAUUCCAUGUUCCCUGGACAUGCAGGCGUCCGGCUGCCCCAUGCCUCCCUCCUUUGUGCCUCGAUUCUUCACUGGAUACACCGAUCGGAUGAACUUUAAGGAGAGAGUCAUCAACACCUUGGUGGCUGCUGUGGAGCCUCUUUUCUGCAGGCUGAUCUACUGGCACUUUGAUAACAUCGCUGCUCAGUUUCUGGGUGAGAACGUGGGAAUCGCUGACGUCUUGAAGGAGUCUGACAUCUGGCUUCACAGAAUCGACUUCACGCUGGAGUUUCCGCGUCCUCUGAUGCCCAACAUUAUUCCAGUGGGUGGCAUCAACUGUAACGUGAGGAAUCCUCUUCCGCAGGAACUGGAACCCUGGGUGUCUGGAGAGCACGGCUUCAUUGUCUUCACUCUGGGCUCCAUGGUGUCCGACAUGCCAGAUGACUUGACCCUAGUCUUCCUGGAAGCCUUCAGGCAGAUCCCACAGAAGGUGAUAUGGAGAUUCACUGGCACGGUCCCUAACAAGGUUCCUGAGAACGUGAAGAUCAUGAAGUGGGUGCCUCAGAACGACCUUCUGGCCCAUCCUGGAGCCCGGGCCUUUCUCACCCACGCGGGGUCACAUGGUCUGUUCGAGGGCAUCUGUCAUGGCGUCCCCAUGGUGAUGUUGCCACUGAACGCUGACCAGCCUGACAAUGCUCAGAGGCUGGUGAGCAGAGGAGCUGGAGUGGUGCUGGACAUCUUCGCUUUGACGCCAGAGGACCUGGUCCAGGGGAUAAACCAGGUCAUCAAUGACCCCAGCUAUAAAGCGAACAUCCAGAAGCUCUCAGCUCUUCACAACGAUCGGCCGGUGGAUCCCCUCGAACUGUCUGUGUACUGGACCGAAUUUGUGAUGCGACACAAAGGAGCCAAACACCUCAGAUCAGCACUGCAUGACCUCAACUGGAUCCAGUACCACAGUCUGGACGUGCUGCUGCUGCUCGCAGUGGUGAUGCUGCUUCUCCUGACUGUGACAGUGAAACUUUUGAAAGUGUGUUUACGCAAAGUCACCGGGAAGAAGACGAAGCAAGAGUAGUUCUGAGCCCUUUUCACCUCAGUCAAAUAGGACUCACCUUAUAGUGGUUAUGGGGAAAUUUCUAUACUUUUUUAAUGAUAGAAAUCAUUCAUGAAAUCAUUUUUCACACCAGUCAUGUGACUUUGAGAAAGUGAAAGGAGAACGUCAAGAUCAAAAUAGGUUUAUUACUCAACAGAAAGGACGACAUUGAGGAUGUAGCUGUUGGCGGAGUCAGCGUCAGUGGUCACUCUUGCUGGGAGGGAAGAAGGCGUACUCUACAGCCAGAGCCACAGUAAAUGCAGCGAAUCCCCAUUUGAAUCCUUUGAGAAACACAUUCGAGACGGACGCAGUCUUGGUGAAGCCGCCGGAGUACCUCCAAGCCUCGUUGCUAUGGAGACAGAUAUGAAGCUUUUAGGUUUACAUCCACCGUUUACAAUUUCUAGCUCUAGCUCUGAGAUUUCACUAUCAAUAAUGGACUGAAUGGCGAGUCAUUUUCAGGGGAACAGAUCUCAUUUUUAUUGAAAUGGUUUUUGUGCAAAUAUUUUUCAUUUUGAGAUUUUUUUUUUCUUGACUGAAUGUAAUUCUAAGAAGACAUACUUUCAAGGAUACAUUUACAAUUGCACCUCUUAAAAAUAUUGCCUCAACCAGUUUGCUCUCAAGCUUCAACGUCAGUUUGGUAAAAAAAAAAAAAAAAUCACAAGGUUACUCAGGGUUUUGCAAGAAUCUGAAGACGUUUCUAUGCACAACAGAUGACUGUUCAAUAUCUACAUGCGAGGACAAGUGUCAUGUUCUGUAACAUAAUUUAACACAAUAAAGGUUCUGACU
Synchiropus splendidus (mandarinfish) is the source of this 2469-nucleotide messenger RNA. RefSeq names its product UDP-glucuronosyltransferase 1A1-like. The transcript is spliced from 9 exons. Lineage: Eukaryota; Metazoa; Chordata; Actinopteri; Syngnathiformes; Callionymidae. The coding region runs from base 100 to 1665 and encodes 521 amino acids. The record is from RefSeq and is a predicted model, not a curated record. Gene Ontology annotation, molecular function: UDP-glycosyltransferase activity.